UCCACUGCUUUCUUUGGGGGCUGAAGACUACUUGUCCCAAGAUGCAGUGCCACACGCCUAAGGUUCCCGUAGUAACUAACCCCGAGCAGCGGAGUUGGGGUUUUUGGAGAAAGAGAUUAAGGCCUAUCAAAAGUUUUGGCUUUGUUGCAAAAGCAAGACAAGAGUUAACUUUUCUCUGUUGAAUAAGUGUUGCAGAUUAUGCCAUGUCGGUUCAAGGAAUAAAUAAACAUACAAUUAUCCCUCCUAUCAUUAGUAGAUGUGAUAAGGAAUUUUUGGAAAGUAUGCAAAGAUACAUAAUUACAGAAACCAAAAGAGUGGGCUGUAAUGAGGAAGGACCUGCUGAUGAAUAUUACAUCAUAUACCGAAACGUUUUUGAUAAGGUAAUAGAAUAUGUUACUGCAUACAAAUCCAUUCUUACUUCAAUCAAAAAAGAAUAUGAUACCAUCAUUGAUACAAUAAAAAGAGACCAAAGAAUUGCAUUUUCUCUUCAUGGAAGACUUAAAGUUUUGGCAGCAGAGCCCACAACAUUGGUGUAUCACAGGAAAAGAAUAACCCAACUUAAAGCAAAAAUGAAGGUUAUUGAAAAUAAUUCCUCAAGCAUUCAAUUGCAAAUAGACAAAAUAAAACAACUCAGGGCAGCGUAUGAUGUGAAAGAAGUAAAACAUUUUCCUUUCUCCAAAGACCCUUCAAAACCUAUUCCAGGCAUGAUUCUCGAAGAAUCCUUCAAUUUAGAUGCUCUCAAUAAAUACAUGAAACAUCUGGAAGAUAAAUAUGAAGAAAUUAAACAACUAAUGUCAAAGAAAUAUGUCCCACUUCAGAGGAAGGCAGAUUUAGAGGAGGAAAUGAUUGUGAUAGUAAAACGGCACGAGGUAGCUAACAGUCUGAACAAAGAAUUAGAGUUUAGUCAUAGAAGACUGCAGAUUGUUUCAUAUGCACUUACUUCAUGGUCAAAAUCUGAUGAGAGCAGCUCAUUUGAAGACUUGGUGAAGCAAAUUGAGGAAAUCCACGGUUUACACGGUAGCCAAAGCUUUAUCGAAGAGCUAAUGGAAGAUGAUCCAGGCAAGGCAAAAGAAGCUGAAGUUUUGCUUUCCUACAUUGAAAGGUUCAAUCAAUUAAUCUCACUUGGUGAAUAUGAGAAGGCCGCUUGUUUUGCAGCAAAAAGUCCUAGAGGAAUUCUUCUAAACAUGGGGACAGUGAAUAAAUUUAAAGCUGCUGGAAAAAUUAAAGGAAAGCCUUUUCCAUUACUCUCAUUUUUUGAGGCUAUCUUUACCACAAGUCAUGCUAAUAGACAUCCUAUUGAUGCAGAACUAACCCUGGAAGGAAUCAAAUGUGGACUUUCGGAAAAACGUUUAGAUUUAGUUAUCCACUGGGUCACUCAAGAAAAGCUCACAUUUUCCGAGGAGGCUGGGGAUAUGAUUUGUGAUUAUGGAGAUCAGGAUAAUUAUAACAAGGCCAAGUGUCUGGCUUUAGCUAUGAUCAUCUACAGUGAAUGUAAGCUGUUCAACAAAAUUAUUCUCUGCCUGUGUAAACAGGAUCAGCUUCCUGCGGCUAUGGAAUACAUACAACAACUCAAGGACUAUACUUAUGAUGACCUGAUGCAGCUAAUAAAGUUAUGUCCCCACUAUGGAUUAAUUCAGUGUCUCACUAAAGAAUGGAAAGGAAAACCACCACUUUUAUCUUUUGGUCUCACUAUACUUUAUCUGUUCUCUGUUGAUAUGAAAAAAGUUGGCAUUAAACUACUUCAUGAACUAAAUAGAAGUGGGAAAGAUGCAAUAGAAAAUCUUAUCAUAAAUGAUCCAUUUUGCUCUCUAGAAAAUUGGCAAGAAAUGGCAAGUAUAUGCUCACAGAAUGGCUUUGACAGAUUAUGUGAUGAAAUCAUUUCCACUCUUCGAUCUCAGGCUGGAGUUACAGAAAUUUCUGAAGAGGAUGAUACAGUCAAUUUAAUGGAACAUGUUUUUUGGUAGUUCUGUAGUUUAACCAGCUGAGGGAGCUUCUCCAACAUUUUGUGUAUGUUGGUUGGGCAAACUGAUUUUGAAAUAACUAACAUAAAUAAAUCUGGAAUAUGAAGAUCUCAGAAAU
Pipistrellus kuhlii (Kuhl's pipistrelle) is the source of this 2079-nucleotide messenger RNA. It is a transcript of the gene CLHC1, whose product is annotated as clathrin heavy chain linker domain containing 1. The transcript has 12 exons. The record is from RefSeq and is a predicted model, not a curated record. NCBI's taxonomy places the organism in Eukaryota, Metazoa, Chordata, Mammalia, Chiroptera, Vespertilionidae. The coding region runs from base 204 to 1964 and encodes 586 amino acids.